Messenger RNA from Lachancea nothofagi CBS 11611, 1554 nucleotides. The record is from the annotation of a GenBank genome assembly. NCBI's taxonomy places the organism in Eukaryota, Fungi, Ascomycota, Saccharomycetes, Saccharomycetales, Saccharomycetaceae.
AUGGACGAAGUUUCGACAGACUACAGCGACAGAGCAACAGAGCUGCUAUGGCUAAAUGAAUCAGAAGCUUACCUCGAUCUUGUCGAAAAGCCGCAAUCAUCAACAUUAUUUUUCGGUAUUUUCCAUCUUGAUAAACUGUAUGACCAAUCUUCAGAAGAGCUGCUAAGUAUAAAGAACAAGCUACUGAACUUGAUAAGCGUCUGGAACAAUUACUACCCAUGGGGGAACUACGCCUGCAUUGAAGUGAAAGUAGUGGAAAACCCAGAUGAACAAUCAUAUCUGUUUGGCUUCCUAAACGUGGAAGGUCAUCAAGAAGAGGAGUUUCUGGUAGUUUGUCUCCUUCGAAAGCUUUCCAAAACGCUAGGUCCCAGUGUGUUUAUCAAAGUUUGCAGCUCGGAAGGUGAGAUCCUAAUUAUGGAGUGCCACGACAUCUUGCCAAAAGAGUACGAAUAUCCUAGGGGAAACAACCGAUUGUGGAUUCAUGAGGGCAACUUCAAGAUUAUUCCACUAGAGCUGGCACCCUCCCGUGGUCUUAGAAGGGAAGAGGCUCUGAGCUUCCUGAUGAGCUCUUAUUUCAAGCUGACAGAAGUCCCGGAGAUCAGUAAAAGGCUCGCAGAAAGAACAAAUAUGGAGAACUUCCCGCAAUCGCAACUAGAAAAUCUUAUUUGGCUACCAUUGGAAAUCAAAGAUGAGACCUGUUUCAAACUUAUCUACGACAAACCACAAAUGAUAAGCUUGGUGCUCAAAAAUAUUUUAGAAAACGGGCUCGAUCUCGACAUGGCCAAUAUCAAGGAAAGCGGGAACUGUCGCUCAUUGACCACCCUCAUUUCCCUACCACAAGGCAAAAUACUGUCGAGUUUUUUAGUAGAUUCUGGCGUCGAUUUUGCUAGUUCAGACCUUCCUUUCAUUAAUGGUAACAUCGUCUCAGCAUCCUUGCAAGAGUUAAUAAGAAAUGGAGAUGUCAAAGACCAGCCCUCUCCGAUUUACACUACGGACCAACCGACUCUCUUGUCGGAACUCAAAAAGGAGACUUCAUUGAAUGCGGAUUGCAACAUUCGAGAAAUUGACUUUGCAGCGUUGCAACAGUCAGGAAAUUCCCAAUCUACAGACGAAGAUGCUGUUUCUCGGAUGCAGCGACUGUUUACGAACAUUCGUAUGGAUCUAGCAGGAGGAAAAGAAGACGAGAAUGUCGCUGAAGAAGUUGAUAGCGAAGCGGACAGCAACAGUAUCGCAGAUAGAGAAGCUACAAAUUACUUUACUAAAGAGAACGUCGAUAUCGAUGAAGACGACUUCUUUGAGUUUUUCUUGACAGAGGCUCUUAAAGUCAAGAAAGAGGAUCUCGAAAGCUACCGUCAAGAGAAUAAACCAGAAUCCGAUGCAGGUUCUGCUGAUGGGCAAGAAGAUGAAAUGUUUGAAGAAUUGGAACAAUUUCUUAGCCGAAGCAACGGUGAGGAUGAUAACAAUGCUAUUAAACAGCUUUCGGAAGCGUUUAAGCUAAAUUCUUCUACUGGGGGCCAUCUUGAAUCGUUCCUCGAAAGCUUGGAUGAAACAUAA